This is a messenger RNA of Penicillium canescens, 627 nucleotides long. Its product is annotated as protein SYS1. Gene Ontology annotation, biological process: Golgi to endosome transport; Golgi to plasma membrane protein transport; protein localization to Golgi apparatus. The record is from RefSeq and is a predicted model, not a curated record. Gene Ontology annotation, cellular component: trans-Golgi network; Golgi membrane. NCBI's taxonomy places the organism in Eukaryota, Fungi, Ascomycota, Eurotiomycetes, Eurotiales, Aspergillaceae. The coding region runs from base 1 to 627 and encodes 208 amino acids. The transcript is spliced from 2 exons.
AUGCCCGCGCGCCGGCGUCCACCAGCGGGGUCGCGCACCGAACUCCCUCCGCUGAAGAUUAUCCGCAAGAUCCUCCUGCUACAAGUUGCCUACUAUGCCUGCGCGACGGUGCUCAUCCUAUUCACGACAGUCGUGUAUGGCGCGCCCUUCUCACUGGAUUUGAUCUUUGGGUGGGACUCGCUGAGGGGUGAUACGACUAUUGGCUGGAUGUUGGGGUUGGUUUGGAUGUUGAAUUGCUUUAUUAGCGUCAUCUUCCUCCUCCUCUUCGUCUCUCGCUCAAAGCUAGUCCCGGACUUCGCUCUGACAAUCCACUUCCUUCACCUCGUCGCCACGACCUUCUACACCCACUCCUUACCCACCAAUUUCCUCUGGUGGGGUCUGCAAUUUGCCAGCGCGGCUAUGAUGACGUUCCUGGGUAUGUGGGCUUGCCAGAGACGCGAGCUCGAGCCUAUUUCCUUUGGUGGGCUUGGUGGUGGUAGUAGUAGCCGCCAAGCUGGGUCGUCUUCUCAGCCUUCUCCUGGUGAUGGUCAGCAAGAGUCAAGCUUUGGUCGGGGUCGUGGCCGUGAGCGCAGCUUGCAGGAAUAUGAAUUGGAUGAUAUGAAGCAUGCUGGUGAGCGUGCUGUAUGA